AUGGCUCCUGAGGCGAUGUACCAAACGCGCCGUCAGUCUCCCAAAAUGGAUGUCUGGUCCCUCUUUGUCGUAAUCGGUGUCGUGACGCAGGCGGGAGGGCUCCAUGACCCGACGUUGGCCGACUACGGAGAGGUGUUACCUCGUGUUAGAGCCGCAGCGGCUCAACACGCAGCUCUUAGCCCAAUGGCUCAGGAAAACCCGGAGACGCGCUCGUCUGCGGCUCAGAUGCUCGUCAAAUGCUUCGACGGCCAGGGAUUGAGCACUCCACGAAAUCAGGUCGGGCCAAUGCCGGACCCUGCAAGCAUGUUGGCGCAACCACAAGCCUCAGAACAGCGCGAACCUGAUCCAAGGUCGAAAGCUCCAAAGCCCAGAGUUAAGAGACCAGCAGCCGUCGAUCUAAGAAGGGCCAACUACAAGUAUGCGCCACGCAAACUUCCAGCGAACCGCAACGACCCUCAACGAGAUAUCCAUCCAAAGGUGUUGGCCGAAAUUGAACGGCGAGGAGAAUCUUUGGGGUUGCAGCUGUUCACUUGA
This is a messenger RNA of Trematosphaeria pertusa, 534 nucleotides long. RefSeq lists its product as uncharacterized. The record is from RefSeq and is a predicted model, not a curated record. The transcript has a single exon. Lineage: Eukaryota; Fungi; Ascomycota; Dothideomycetes; Pleosporales; Trematosphaeriaceae. Bases 1 to 534 code for a protein of 177 amino acids.